Messenger RNA from Pundamilia nyererei, 1050 nucleotides. It is a transcript of the gene fam110c, whose product is annotated as family with sequence similarity 110 member C. The record is from RefSeq and is a predicted model, not a curated record. The transcript has a single exon. Bases 1 to 1050 code for a protein of 349 amino acids. NCBI's taxonomy places the organism in Eukaryota, Metazoa, Chordata, Actinopteri, Cichliformes, Cichlidae.
AUGGAGACAACUAAUGAUACCACAAAAAUCCUGGGGAAAGGUCCUGAAUACCUUCGUAAACAAAUGGAUUUAGAGAGUGAGACAAAAGGACGCAUGAGUGCUGUGGAGAGGCUCGCCGCAAGUAAACCAAAAUACGUCAAAAGCCAACAGGUGGUUAACUCAACUCAGGAGCCAGUGAUUAGCCUUGGAUCGGCCUCUGUGAGUAGCACUGGGUCCUCUAACCGAAGCUCACACCGGGAUGGGAAUCUUCCUACAGGGAGUGACUUGAGAGGGAAUACACUCACUGUGCAAAUCUCUUCACCAGUGCAGGCACAUCGCUCCAGCGCCAAAAAACGACCAGACUCUCUUCUAAUUUACAGACAGAAAUGUGAGUUAUUGAGAGGGCCAGCAAAUGAACGGAAACAUCAUAUAACCCGUAAGUUGUUGCUCAACCCUGUGAAUAAAAAUGCCCCAUUAUCCGAGGGGACAGAUAAGGAAUGUGAGUCUCAGGGCAACGGGGGAAAAAUCACCACGCCUAAGGAAACAGCAAAGGAAUGGAAUCCACAUGUAGUUAUCUCUAAACCGGAGAGCAAUGGAGUGACAGAAGAGUGCAGAAUCAAGAACAGUGACUCUGGUACAAAACCUAAGGCUGGAGUUGUAAAUGCAUCUAGUGGUCUCCUGACAGUUCCUGAGGUUGAAAGGAGGUCUGGCAAAGGAGUCAGUCGUUCUCACUCUGAUAUCAGCUCCAGGUAUUCCAAAAACUUUGCAGACUUUGAUGUUUUUUUCAAGUACUGCGGGCUGGACGGUGAGGUCAUUGAGUCUUUGGGGAAGGACAACUUCUCGGCUCGCUCAGAUGAAAUUGCAAUAAUGGUUCGGAGUGUCAGUGUUUCCACGUCAGAUGAUGGCUUUUCCAGGAACAGUAGUGACAGCGAUGCGCUCAUGGAGGAAAAGCUGCACGAGAAGAUACGUCAAGAGACCUCAGUUAUUGAGCGCAACGCACGGAUUAUCAAGUGGCUGUACAGCUGUAAAAAUGCUAGUGACACUGGAAAAAAGUUACGAGAUCUUCACUGA